AAUUUAAAAGAUUACCUCAGAAGGUUAUUAUUUUUUGUUUGAAGAGCUCCACUCGUGAAUAUUAUCAUUUUUUUAUUAUUUUUUUAAAAUAAAAAUUUCGAUAUGAAUGCUCGGUGAGUAUCGGCCUGAGUUAAACGAUUGAUUAAAUGGGGAUAUGCUGAUGGGAGAGUCAUUUUCUCAGAGGAUAAAAAUAAAAUGAUGAUGAAGUCGAUUUUUAUCGAAGUUUUGGGCAUUUGUUUCUUCAUUGUUUAUUUUUCUAAUGCUGCCCCCGUAUUGGAAUCUAUGUCGUCUCUUGUAUUGAAAGAAAGGCCAGGAUGCGACCUUAGCAAAAAAACGGAUUUCGUGGAGUUGACUAAUAAAUACCAGGAUUGCAAUAACACUUUUUCAGUAUUCAGCACAGAUUACUUUAGCAUUAGGCAUGAGGCCUUAUGCUUUGGUAUGUACGAUGCCAUUUAUCGCCUGUGUGAAGUUAACGACAAAUUGGAGGGGGACGUCGAAAAGUUGAACAAGACCGAUGACCUGUGCUCGACUGACUGGUCUGCACUUCAACACGUGGAAAUUAAGUACAAGGACACAAGACUCGCCAAGCUGUCUGAAGCUUUUCAUAGUAUAAUGUCGGAUAAGAACCAGUGCGAAGCGCUCUGCUUCGUAAAUUCCGUUGUGAACCCACGUUGUGAGAUAGCUAUAAACUGUCGAAGAUUGCUGAAUAGAACUUUGUCCACAGAAACACCGAUUAAGCUUACUAGUGAGGUGAAAGAGGCUGCUUCACAGACACGUGUAGAAUCGACCCACAAAACUACCUCUAAGCCUGCUUUGACAGAAUCUGGAAGAGUUCCACCAGAAGAGGGACUGUCAAAUAAUAUCCAAUUUCCAUCAGUCGUAGAUGCAUCUAAGGGGAAAGUUGAAAGCCUUGUCAAAGAGGUUCAACCCAAGCAGGAAAUGAAUUCGAAUCAAAAUGUACCCAAAUCCUCAACAACGGUAAGCUUGUCAAAUUUGCCAUCAAACCAGGUCGACACGCAGCCGAAAAAUUCCGAUAACAUUUCACCUCUGCAAGAUGAAAAAGAUCCGACUUUUUUUGUCGAGCCAGAAGAAAAGAAACCGCCUAUUAACGGAGAAAUGGAAGGAAACGAAGAAAUGGAAGAGCAUGUCAAAAAUGCUGAUGGUGUAGAUGAUCUCAAUAUGCAACCGAUUGACACACCUGAAGAAAAUGAGGCCAACUUUAUUAAGGGUGACUCCCGUGCCAGUAUUCAAACUAAAAAUAGUGAUAUAGAUUUACCAACUGGUAUUAAUGGGCAUUUUGCUGAAACAGAGGAUUCCAACUUCUUCACCUACUUUAUUGUGAUGACAAGUGCUUGCAUAAUAGCAUAUGUUUUCUUUCACAAUAAAAACAAGUUGCUUGCGUUGGCCCUGGAAGGCAGGAAAGUGAGAUCGACACGUGGCAAAGGAAGGCACAGCUCUACAAGCUAUUCUAAACUCCACUCGAACCUCGAAGAAGCUAUCGCAUCGAACACCACAGCACCGUCGUCGACCCAUGUCCUCUAUUGAAAAUAUUUUCAAAUUCAAUAAAAUAUUUUUUUAACAAUGAAGUGGCGAAAAAAAUUUCUGCAUUCUAUCCAUUAAAAAUGAACCCUCCAACUGUAAAUAUGUAGAUACUGUAUACACAUUUUCUACUUAAUUAAGGGUAUGAUGUACGACUUUAAAUCACUCUAUUUUGGUUUGUAUUUUUGAAUUUUUUGAAGUAUUAUUAAGAUGCUCUAUUUAUUGUGUUACUUAAGUCCUUUGUUAAUGUAGAAAUAUGCAUUUAUCUUCUUGUGAUAUUGUUUCUGGGAAAUAAAAUUGUUGACCUACGUUUA
Molecule: messenger RNA, 1853 nt
Organism: Cimex lectularius (bed bug)
Lineage: Eukaryota; Metazoa; Arthropoda; Insecta; Hemiptera; Cimicidae
Product: trans-Golgi network integral membrane protein 1-like
Exons: 5
Coding region: 196-1545 (449 amino acids)
Source: RefSeq, a predicted model, not a curated record